AUGUCGAACAGCCCAUCUGAAACUAAUGCUGAUUCUGCCCGCUCUCGAAAAAGAGUUUGCGAGUUGAAGGACUCAUCUGAUCUCAAGGAUGAGAAACAAAACACAGCUUCUGAAACUAAAUCCUUGAUAAUAAUGAACGAAGAGUUUGCAAAGAGACUAGGAAUCAAAGAAUUUACGGAAAAUAAAGACGAGUGGGUUACGCAUCGCGAAGUCUUUGAUUACAUUGUUGAUCCCAUUUGGAAGCCAAACGGAAAGGAACUUGCAACAAAUACGAUCGAGUAUCGUCUACUUGAAUCCGGAGAUCUUGAUGAAUCGAAAAGAACACACGUAUUACUCGUUCAUGGGAAAGUAAUUAGGUACGGAGACAAGAUAUCUUCAGAAGAACACAAAGAAUUACAGAAAAAAUUUCCAGGAUGCUUCUACGCACCUACUGUUGAACGUAUUGUUGAGUUAUGCAGAUUCUCAGCUGUUAAUGAUAAUGAAAGGAAAGAGUGGCAGUCGCAUAUUAUUCUUCGAAAUGUUGAUAAUCCUAGUGACGUAGUAACAAUGGCAAACACUGAAUUAAUGGUAAUCGACACUGGAGCAAGUAUAAUUAUAAUUCCAUUUUUUUUAUGA
Molecule: messenger RNA, 615 nt
Organism: Rhizophagus irregularis DAOM 181602=DAOM 197198
Lineage: Eukaryota; Fungi; Glomeromycota; Glomeromycetes; Glomerales; Glomeraceae
Source: RefSeq, a predicted model, not a curated record